AUGGGGAAAGACAUUGCUGCCGAUGGCCCGGACAAGGGCGCUUCCUGCGGGCUUGGCCAGCUUCACUCGCUUGCGUUUCAGCCCAGGGGCCCAUCAGGCCACUCCUGGUUUCGCAGAACGCGCUUUGCACUUGCUUUGUUCAGCCCUUUCGGAAUGAUGUCAGUGGUUGGCACUGCGAAAGAUAUCUAUUUGGAGAAGUUUGGCCUCGACCCGACCAUGUUUAGCAUGCUGGUGACGGUGGCUUCCUUCUGGACCCCUGUGCAGGACAUGCUCUUGGGACGACUUCAGGACAAAGAGGUUCUGCACAGGUUUUUUCCUGUUCAGAGAUGGGGCCGGCGGGCGCCAUGGCUUCUAACGCACUCCUUCCUCGCAGCUCUGGGUGCAAGCUUGAUGUAUCUGCCACCUGAAGGAGCUGCGGCCUACGUGUGGUUCUUGGCCAUGUGGAUGAUCACUUGCUGGGGCAUUGGGGGCUGCAUUAUCGCCUUCGAGGCAGCCAGGCAGCAAAUUUAUCCAUUCAAGGAGGAGCGCAUCAGUGUCGAAGGCCUGUGCAAGUAUGCUUGUAUGGCCGGGGGUGGUGCUGGAGGACUGGUCUUCCUUGUGCUGAGUGGUGAUGCAUCCUUCACGGUUCGGCUGGCAUUUGUGCUUUACAUCGUUCCUGUGGGACUGCUGAGUUUGCAGGCGGUACCGCUGUUCAAGGAGGCCCGCCCCCGAAAUGACGAGCACAAGGUGGAGGCUGAGCCAGCUGGGUCCGCCACCAUCGUCUGGGAGGCGCUACCUCGAAGCGUGCGGCGUUGGCUUCGCUGCUGCCGCUCCUUGCCGAAGGAGUUGCCGACGGAGCCUCCAGCAAACAGUGCACUUCAACAUCUGUUGGCCAUGAAGUUCUGGAACGGAGCCUAUGGCGUCUGCAUUUCUUCCAUGCUCCUUUACUAUGUCACAUAUGUCCUCCACCUCAGCAGCUGGCAGCGCGUUCAAGUCAUCGUUGGGGCUGGCACAGCUGCAGGAGUUACAGAAGCAGUGAUGAAUCUGGUGUAUGUGCACCUUUUCACGCGAGAUGACUCAUUGAGGGACAUGGCUGGGAAGAGUGAUCGCCGACUUCUCCGGAUUGUCGUUUCCUUUCGGCUUGUGAAUGCCUGCCUCACCUUCAUCUUGAUCGGAGUUCUUGAGCCUUCUGUGUUCUUACUCUUUGUGUGGUCGGUCACCCAGUCGAUGGGUCUUUGCAGCUUCUCCUUCUGGCGCAUCUCCGCACAGUGCUGGCUCGUCGACGAGGAUUGCAUGUCCCGCUGCGCGGAUGGCAAGUCUCGCCAAAACAAGCGGGAAGGCCAGAUUUUCGGAGCACUCUCCAUGAGCCAGAUUCUCGCAGCCGCGAUCUUCUCUUCCUUGACCUUCCUCGGGCUUGGCUUGGCAGGUCUGGAAACAGAAAAUUGCGAAGCCAGCUGUUCAGUGGGAGGCAGUGAUGGCGUCUCGACCUGCAUUGAUGACUGCUUUCGCCAUGUCAUCGAUCGGCAGCCAGAGUCCUUGCGGGCUUACGUCCGCUUCGUCAUCGGCUUCUUUGCUCCGCUGUGCGAGCUGCUGAUCGCCUACCACGCUUACAAGUUUCCAAUCAAGAACGCGCGCUUGCGGAAGCUGUAUUUGACCAAAGCCGCAGAGCGUGGAGACAUGGGUCUGACGGAAACCAACGAGGCAACAUCUGUGGACGCCUACUCUGCGAAGUCGCAGAUCGUUCUCUUGGACAAGGCCUCGGCUGAUCUGGCAGACGUGUCGUCAGAUCCACUGGAGUCGUUCCAUGCGGCGGACUUUCAACAUCGGGUGGUGCACACGGUCGAAAUGAUCGGAGGUGCAUGCCGAGCUCGACGUGCCUCCAUUUCUGUUCGCUUCGCUCGCAGCCCUGGGCACUCAAGGUGUGAGGCGCAAGGCGGCUCCGGAGAAGCUGUCACAGCCGUAGUUCCAGACGCUACGCCGACGCCCUCCCGAUGCGUGAAUUUGUGA
Molecule: messenger RNA, 1986 nt
Organism: Symbiodinium necroappetens
Lineage: Eukaryota; Dinophyceae; Suessiales; Symbiodiniaceae
Source: the annotation of a GenBank genome assembly